Molecule: messenger RNA, 3000 nt
Organism: Fundulus heteroclitus (mummichog)
Lineage: Eukaryota; Metazoa; Chordata; Actinopteri; Cyprinodontiformes; Fundulidae
Gene: thtpa
Product: thiamine triphosphatase
Exons: 4
Coding region: 142-801 (219 amino acids)
Biological process (GO): dephosphorylation; thiamine diphosphate metabolic process
Molecular function (GO): magnesium ion binding; thiamine triphosphate phosphatase activity
Source: RefSeq, a predicted model, not a curated record
CAGCCUGAACACCCGCAUAGGUGUCCCUCUAUGCGCCUGUUCAAAAAUAGAUUUCACCGACUGGUCUGCGCUUCCUAAUUGGACGUGACGCUCGGGUUUUUAGAAGAACAACCCGAAUUGAAGGGCCCUCACCUGUAAAAGAUGAGUGUGGAAGUGGAACAAAAGUUUUUAUUCGACUCUGACACCCUGAAAGCAAUCGAGGACAUUGGUGUCUGUGUCGGCCAGAAACAAUUUCAGGAUCAGUACUUUGACACAGCAGAUUUUAAACUGACUUUACAAGACACGUGGCUGCGCCGCCGGAAACAAUCCUGGGAGCUCAAGUGUCCGACGGCGACAUUCAGUGGGACUGCGGAGCCAGGAGGAGAGCGGUCUCUGUGUACUCAGUAUAAGGAGAUCACCAAUCUGCCCGAAAUCUACCAGAGGGUGAAGGCGCUAAUAAAAGACAGUGGCGAGGAAGGGGAGAAGGAGACGACCCCCUCUGCCGAAGACGACUCCUGGCUAAGCGAGUUGGGUCUGUGCUGCUUCGCAGAGUUUACUACAACACGGAGGUCAUUCACUUUGAAAGGAGAGGAGGGGGUGCAGAUAGAUCUGGACCAAGCUGACUUUGGCUACCAUGUGGGGGAGAUAGAGGUCCUCGUACCAGAGGGGGGAAACAUGCAGUCUGCAAAAGAGAAGAUCAGACACACCGCUCAGAGGCUGGGUCUGAAUGAAGAGAGGCGAGUUGCAGGAAAAAUGACCGUUUACCUUGAAAGAUAUCGUCCAGAGCAAUAUGCAAUACUGCUGAGUGCACAUGUCUUGUAGAAACACUGUACAGUACCACCGAUCCUAAGAGUUCUUCCCUGUUCUUAAUCUUAUCUUACAGUCGUGUCAUUUUUAGAUAAAAAGGGAAUUGUAUCAAAAUGCUACAUUUUUGUUAUAGUCUCACAAUGACAAUAAAGUCUCUUGAUUCUUGUAGUUGCAGAAAUGCUGUAAAUGAAGCUGAUUCUCAGCUUUCAUAAAACAGGAGUAGCUCCAGAUGUAAGUUAUUGUAAAUGUCAUAGCCAGUGACAGCACUGUGUGAACUACUUGUAGCUCUACAAAGGCUAAUUUAUUUUUGUCUGUCAAUUGGAGAUAACAUGCCUACUACUGUGGAUGGUUAGUUACUACUGACUACUAAUGAGUGAAUCUUGAUGUAGAGCUGGUUACUAUGAUCAUUCUCUCCAAAACACUCCUGUAACAAUAGCACAGUACAUAUUAAAUAACAAAUUCUUAUCUCUUUAUUGCUGUUUAACUUAUUUUUUCUUUAAAUCUGUCCAUUUCAUUGCCGUCUGCAGCAACCUGCUUCUCUACAGUCCAUGCAAGUGAUGUUUCUACAUCUGGACUAAUAAAAACUGGGUAAUUUUCUGAUAAUCAAGUUCAUGUUAAUGCCACUCAGUUGCUUUUUAUUUUUCUGCUGCUCCCUCUUCAAUUAUUUGCACCCUUGGUAAAUAUGUGUAUGAAAGCUUUAAUAUGGUAAUGGCCUGUUCUGGACGCUGAUGACCCCAAAGAUAUAACCUUAAAGCUCUCAUUCUCCUGAUUCCUCAAAAAGUGUUCAUGAUGCUGAAGGCACAGCUUCCCUGAGCCUUUGGAAGAGAAACAGGCCCACAGCAUCCCAGAGCUUCUAUUAGGGUUAACGCUGCCUGCAUGCGUUUUUGCAAAUAUUCAUCCUUUGUUUCACACCGUGUCUACCUGGGGGGAGGGUUCGUUGCCAAAAAGUUUGUCAUAAGCCUGAUACCAUAGUAGGACUUUUCCGGACAUGCUCCCUAAACAGUCACUUCUUAAGUAGAUGGUGGUUGCUAUGGAGAUGAUGCUUAAUUCUUGUCUGCUAAAACUUAAAUUACCCCCUUCACUGUGGAUAUGGGCAAAUUUAGGUGAGGACCUACCGUCUAACACCAAUUUGUUGAUUUUUGGAGAUUGACACAUCUGCUUGACGUGAAUGGGAUGUUUCUUUGUCUUUGCCCAUUUUGUAGAGUUGCAUAGACAACCUGGGCUCUGUCUUUUAUUUAUACUUCAGAGAAACAGAGUUAACUUUAGCCUAGCCAGGCCAACUAUAAAAAUAGCGGGCAUUGACAAAAGUGCUGAACAAAAGGAAUGAAUCAUUUAAAAUAAAUAAACAUUGAAAGAGAAUAAUAUAAUUGUUCAAAGUAGAAAUAAAAUAAAUAAAAAUAAGGCGGUCAUAACUGUUUUAUAAGAAUUUUUUGGCAUGCAAUGCAGUAUCCCCUCUGAUUUUGCUGAGAUAAUUAAUUUCUUAAAAGGGACAUAUCAUGCAAAGAAUCCACUUUAGUCUUUAAAUACAUUUUGUUGUGUAUUUGGAGUCUCUAGGUGUGCAGAAGAAUUGCAUUUAGUCUGCCCAGGUGCUGCGUAGAUAGCUAUAUUCUUUUUGUCAUAUUAUAUUGAUAUAUUUUUAUCAGUAGAUAAAAAUAUAUCAAUCGUGAAUCUACCACUUCAAUCUCUGAGUGAUUUUGUAGUUGUAAUGCAGCCCACCCUCAGCAUACUGCGGGUGGGGUGUGAAGUGCUUCUUUCAAAGAUUUAAAGAGACAGCACCAAGACAAGUUGCUCUCAGACGCUACUCAGAAAAAGGGUAAAAAGGGGGAAUGUGGGGGUAAACUAACGAGCAAUUCAGACCAAAGCAUUGCAGUUCCACUUUGUAUAGACAAAAACUGAAUGACUUCAAUGUGAAAAAGAACUGAAAAAUAUGUACCCUUUACAUAUGGGAUCCUGCCCACCCCACUGCAUACACAUAUUCAAAUUAAACUGCUGCAUUUUAGUGGGCAAUAUAUAUUUGCCCACUAAAUAUAUAUUUUAUUGUUACACAUCAAAUAUCGAAACAAAAAUGUCUGCCCUAAAUAUAAACAGGAGUUUUAAAAAAAAUACAGUAUACAAUGUAUCAAAUUAUAAAGGAUUACAUAUGCAACUCUGCAAAAUGAAUUUCAGUUUGCAUCCCUGAAAGUAUUUUCCUGGUAAAUAAACAGUCCCUGAAAA